ACUCCUCACCAACAUGUGUGCGUGACAGGGACCCGCGAGGCAGCCUUCGUGUACGCCAUCUCAGCAGCCAGCGUGGCGUUCGCGGUGACGCGGGGCCUGCAGCAGGGGGAGCUGGAGAAAUGCGGCUGCGACCGCAACGUCCAUGGAGUUAGUCCAGAGGGGUUCCAGUGGUCGGGCUGCAGUGACAACAUCGCCUAUGGGGUGGCCUUCUCCCAGUCCUUUGUAGACGUGAGAGAGAGGAGCAAAGGCCAGUCCUCCAGUAGAGCCCUCAUGAACCUCCACAAUAACGAGGCCGGGAGAAAGGCGAUCCUGUCCCACAUGCGUGUGGAGUGUAAGUGCCACGGCGUGUCGGGCUCCUGCGAGGUGAAGACCUGCUGGAAGGCCAUGCCGCCCUUCCGCAGGGUGGGCAACGUCAUCAAGGAGAAGUUCGACGGAGCCACCGAGGUGGAGCUGCGCAAGGUGGGCACCACCAAGGUGCUGGUGCCCCAAACUCCUCAGUUCAAGCCCCACACCGACGAGGACCUGGUCUACCUGGAUCCCAGCCCCGACUUCUGCGACCACGACCCGCGCACCCCCGGGCAUGCUGGGCGGCGGGGGCGGCAGUGCAACCGCACGUCCAAGGCCAUCGACGGCUGCGAGCUGAUGUGCGCGGGGCGGGGCUUCCAGACGGAGGAGGUGGAGGUGGUGGACAGGUGUAGCUGUAAGUUCCACUGGUGCUGCUACGUCAAGUGCAAACAGUGCCGCAAGAUGGUGGAGAUGCACACCUGUCGGUGAUCCAGACUGAGGACCGGACAAACAAACUCCUUUUAUGUGUGUGUGUGUGUGUGUGGGAGGGAGGGAGGGGACCCCCCCACGCCCCCCACCCCCCACCCCCACCACUGGACACUAUAAACAGACAGAGAGACAGACAGGCAUGGGGACCUGCCCUCACAGUCAAUAUGAGGAGAAAAGGAGAACAGGACAGGUGCAAAGGAAAUGAGAUAUGGAGCCAAAACGUACUUUUCACGUCCCAAACUAAGUCUGUCUCCUUUGGCCCUCACGCUCUCAGUUGACUUUCCUAGCUGUGGUUGCUUUGUUUUUUUUGUUAGGUUUUUUUUAACUUAUUGAUGUUGCUGAGACGGAGGUUUUGAGCUGGGUGUGAGAGGAUGAGAGAG
Molecule: messenger RNA, 1154 nt
Organism: Hypomesus transpacificus
Lineage: Eukaryota; Metazoa; Chordata; Actinopteri; Osmeriformes; Osmeridae
Product: protein Wnt-4a-like
Biological process (GO): neuron differentiation; multicellular organism development; canonical Wnt signaling pathway
Cellular component (GO): extracellular region
Molecular function (GO): frizzled binding; cytokine activity
Source: RefSeq, a predicted model, not a curated record